Molecule: messenger RNA, 1674 nt
Organism: Cyanidioschyzon merolae strain 10D
Lineage: Eukaryota; Rhodophyta; Bangiophyceae; Cyanidiales; Cyanidiaceae
Exons: 1
Coding region: 1-1674 (557 amino acids)
Source: RefSeq, a predicted model, not a curated record
AUGGGUCGCACUUUCACCUAUGUGGUGACGGCAGCAACUGUCACGGGGUUAGCGAUCGGCGGUUACUACCUUUACAAGAGCACCCGCACACAGCUUCGAUCGCUGUCGAGCACGGCUUCCGCGCAUCCUUCGGAGUCGGAAAAGACGUACCAAGGCAGGGCCGCUGAGCAACCCGUAGAGGCACCCACAGCGGCUAACGUUACGUCGAGUGAAACCGAAAGCGGGUCGUCUGGGAAUCAUCGAAUCAUCUCCGAAUCAGCUGCCGUAACCGGAGAGCCGUCAGCGUCCGCAAGCGGCGCUGCAGCACAAACCGCAGAAGCACCUCCGCCUGCUUCGUCAAGCACGACGCUGGCGAAACCUUCUGAAACGGACACUGCGACAGGAGGCGUUCCAUCGCUCCCGAUUAUAGACGAGUCGGAGCUCGCUGGGCAGUUGGACGCCUCCCUCCGGAACAUUCAGGAAACGGGCAACGCCGACACUGCUCGGGAGCGCAAGCUCCUGAAGAAGCUGCAGUCCAUAGAGUCCUACGAAGUGCUCAGUGCGCCCUGUCGUUUUGUCAUCGCGCAGUGGUGCCACACGGUUUUCUGCACCAGAACCGCAGCGCAGUACAACCCGUCCAGCGGCAAGAUCAGCUUGGAACAAGCGCUGCAGGUCCGGGAAGAGCUGAAGAAAACGUACCUAGAGUCGGCGUGGAGCCUACUCGAAAUGGGAGGAUUCGAUGAACUUGCUGCGGAGGCAGCAACUGUCUCCGAUGCCGAGACUCGACAACUUAUACGCGAAUCGGUGGCUCGCUCUGCGGCACUAAAACUCGACAUUGCCUGUCGAAUGCAUGAUCCCGAGAAAAUGCGCACUGCGUAUAACGAUGCGGUUCGACAAGCCGAGAAAGAUGGGAAAUCCAUGGAUGUCAACGAUCGUUUGGUGCUGCUAGCGUCCGCUGCGCUCACAGGCCGCUGUGACGAAGUCGUUCGCCUGGGCGGGGGUGUUGGUCGUCACGAAUUGGAGGUUCUCCAUUCUGCUGCGCUGAAAGAUCCCUCUAUGAUUGACUACGGUGCCCUGUACUUGCUGUCUCUCAAAAUUGUUGAAGAGCAGCACCGUCUAGAAAAGGAAGCGCAUGACGCAAACAAGUCUCCGGCUGUUGGUCAAGAGAACUCGUCAACGGCCUCACUUGGUUUUGUGCCGGGCCUUGCCUGGGAGGCGUAUACGGUCCGCAAGACGCGUUUCCGCCUGCAGUCGAAAGAGGCUUCUCCGUCGCGAUCAGUUGUGACGACAUCGUCGUCGUCGAACACAGCUCCGCUACGCCCAGGCGUCGUUGCCGAUAAAUGGACCGAGCAGAAACCGCACGCUGGUGUGAAUCUGAUUCGCACCGGGGCUCUCGUUCAUUACAUCAACCCGGGGGCAGUGCCUAUUCCUAUCAGCGGCUUUGGCACAGACAAAGAAAUUCGCCUCUUUGGGUACAUCGAUGUUCAGGAUCAGGAAAGCAAGGAGCAGAUGCGGCACAUGGAGCUGUUCCGCCUCGUUCAGGAUGCGGAGAGAGCGGAUAUCUGGCGAGGCACGGAAACCACGACGCUGUUCUGUGUGAGCGGCAAACGAAAGGGCCACACGCUGGCCACAUCUGUUUUGGAUGUGGAGUUCGAAAUGGAGCCAGACAAGACAGCAAUCUGGAGAGUUCUUUAA